UAUUGCUUCACACACAAACCAUCCUUGUCUGUGAUAAGAACGUCACCGCUAGCAUGCGCGAAUAUUUUUUCAAUGGACCUAUUUAGACUCCGGUUCGUGUACGCGGCAAACCGAACCGGCGUUUUGCUGUUUGCUUCAGUUUCUCAAUAGCAAGCGACGGAGGUGGACGCGAGUGUCGCGCGCGCCAUCACCUCCAGUGAAACUCGUACAACGUAUUUCAAACUAAAUGUGCAUUUAACUGUACGGAUCUGUAUUUAUGAAAUAAAAUGUGUAAAACGCAGUGUGUUUUGGCGUUGCUAGCGCUCUCCGUGGGGGUGGCGCACUCCUGGGAUAUAGCGGUAACGUCAGGAGACCGGCUAGAAUUUUUUUUAAACAAUGGAACAAAGUCGCUAACAGAAGACUCACAGUUUAGGGACCUCACAGCGCUGGCUUACGAUGCAGUCCACAACAUGUUACUCUUCGUCGACAAACAGAGCGACAACGCAUCCAUAUUUAGUUUUAACAUUACAAGCAAAAAGUACCAAUCUUUAGUUGCAAAGAAAGCAUAUGAAAAUAUCCAAGGUUUGGCCUUCGAUCCAGUGAAAGGUUUGCUCUUCUGGACUGACACAAACGAGCGGAGCAUAUACUGGAUUUCACUGAAGCCUGGAUAUAAGAAUCACCUAUAUGGCAAUCUUUUGAUCAAGAUGGAUGAUGAGCUCCCCAGAGCCAUUGCUGUGGACAGCUGUAGGGGGUAUGUCUACUGGACUAAUACAAACGUUACAAAGCCUACGAUAGAGAGAGCUCUCUACGACGGCACCAAAAGAGAGGUUUUAGUAAACAACAAUAUUUAUAUGCCAGUCAGCUUGGCCAUUGACCAGCAGACGAAGAAAAUGUACUGGGCCGAUGACCGAGAAGGUAUUCAUUAUUCUAUUGAAAGCGCAGAUUUGGAUGGAAAGAACAGAAAAACUUUGUUAACUGGAAUACAUCAUCAGCCAAAUACAUUGACGGUAUCAAAGGACUCCAUCUACUGGGUGGACUGGGGUUUCAAAUCCGUAUGGCAGCUACCAAAGAACCCGCCGGUAGACCAGGAGCCUGUACAGAUUAGUAACUUCAAUAACGAGACACCUUUCGGAAUUGCUGCUAACUAUAAAAUUGAAGACCAAAUUCAAGGAAUCGAGGAAUGCGAAGCACUGGGAAAGCUGCCUCAAAAUAAGUCGGAAAUAAGUGACUCUUUCAACAUUCCUAAGGAUGUCGGCCUAUUUUGUGUUCACGGAACUAAAGUUAAUGGGAAACUGCUUUGCAAAUGCACGCUUGGGUACACUGGUGACAGAUGCGACAUUUCAGUCUGCCAGAACUAUUGUUUCCAAGGAGAUUGUGGGGUCAAUGACAAAGGAAAACCAGAAUGCAGAUGCAAUUCUGGUUACUCUGGACAGAGAUGUGAAGUCAAUGAGUGUCAUGGUUACUGUUUGAACAAUGGGGCCUGUUCUCUGAACGAGAAAAAUGAACGCGAAUGUCAAUGCAUAGGAGACUUUGAAGGGUCAAGGUGUGAGACUCCUAAAGUAUUUACAACUACUACCACUUCAACGUCUACUCCUACGACUACUUCAGAAGCAUCAGUUAGGACAGAAACUAACACAAGUUGCCAGUGCAAUAACACUGAUUCUGCAGCAGCUUCAAGGUCAUCAAUGUCAAUGUCUUCGGAAAAUGCUAUAAUAGAGACCUGCGGUGACGGCUGGGACUCCGUGAGAGACCCUAUCAUCAUAAUCCUGGCUAUCAUCUGCAGUGCGCUCUGCUUAGCUUGUGUAGUACUUAUCACUAAAAUUCUUCAGCUGAAGAAGAGACCAAGAAUCAAGAAGCGUAUAAUCGUCAACAAGAAUGUAACGCCGAUGACGGCGAGGCCCGACCAAUGCGAGAUCACCAUUGAAAACUGUUGCAACAUGAACAUUUGUGAAACUCCGUGUUUUGAACCGAGAUCUACCAUAAGACCAUCCUUACUAGACUCUAAACCCGGUAAAGAAGAAAAGAAGAACCUAAUUGCAAAUAUGGAGUAUCCAGACGAUCCAUACUAACAUUUUCGGUUUAUUUGUGUGGCGUACAAUACUUUGGCUAUAAUACUAAAGCACAAUAUACAUAAGGAAUUAUUCAGAAUACAUGGAAUCUUUAAACAUAGCAGCUGAGGUUGAAAUAAAAAAGUUUGCCCACUUUUUUAUGAUCAGACUGUGAAGAAGGUGCUAAUUGUGAACUGUACUCUAUCUUGACUGAGGUAAAGUCUAAUACAGUUUUUCCAAACAAUACAAUUUGUAUGUAAUAUUUAUUCACAUUUUGAUACAAAUAAUUUUGAAACCAAUUAGAAAAAACAACAGUAGCAAGCUACAAUUUUUAUAUCUGAGUGUUUUUAAUUCCAUUAGUAUUUUUAACAGAAAUAACCUUAUGAAAAGGAUUAUUAUUUUCUAUUUUCCAUACUGAAUAUUCCUUAUAAUAUUGUGCUAAGGUUUACAUAUAUGUGAUAUUUGAUUAAGGAAUGAGAAUAUGACGCGGAAAACGAUUACAUUAAUCUUUUGCGCCGUCUGAGGGCUGUGCAUGAUUGCUAAAAUCUGAGUGCAUGGAAACUAGAUUUUAGGUGUAUUUAUUUCAGUUCAAAGUGAACAGGCAUAUCGUGAAUACGUAAACCUUAAGGGACUUUGCUAAAAUUCACAUUGCAGUAGGUAUUUUUUUUAAUUAAUUCACAAGGUGCCUUCCUAUUGACUUAGUACUACGAUUAACAUAAUAAUAUGUUUUGUCCAAAAAUUAUGUUAAAAAACAUGUUGAUUUUAGCAUAGUUCCUAUAAUGUAGGCAUUUGAGUCAAUUUUUCGUUAUAUCUCUCAAUUUCCUCUUCUUAUACUCUUUUCAAGAUGUCGAUUCCCUUCUUUUCUUUAUUGGUUAAGUUGUAGUGACUUGGUGCCAAAGUUUUUUUUUUAUAUAAAAUUCGUUGCUUCCUUACACGAUAAUAAAAGAAUAUGAUCGGCUUCUAAUAACGUGAAAUGGUCUCGAAAUGAAAGAUAAUGUAGCAUUUAUAAAUUAUUAAAAAUAGUGCACCUAGUUGCAUAUGGGUGCAGAUUUUUGUUACUAUUUUCUAAUUUACUGUUACCAAAUUUUUUUGAAUAAUUACUUUGUUUUUUUUAUUUAAUUUAAUUAAUUAUUAUUUUUUUCAUAUUUUUUUGAUCAUUUUCGACAUGUCAUUGUAGAAAAUUAAUUGAAAAUUAUCAAAAAAUAUUCAGUUGAAUGGGUUGUAUUGUACGUCUUUUUACCUGACUUUGAAAAGUAGGUCGCUGAGAGACCUACCUCAUUUUUAUUCCGUCUUUGUGUUCAACUAUGUAGAUCCACAAACUUAUACGUCAUCUGUGAGUUUUUUCCUUGCUCAUGUUGGAUAUUUUACUGCCAGUAUCAUAAAUGGGUCGUUUUAUCAAAAAAUCGAUCUUCCAGAAUUAAAAAAGAACGCGACUGUUAUGCUUCAUAAACAUUUACUGUUCCAAUUUAGGGAAUGAUCAUUCUUAAUUUUCAUGAUCUUAGGGAUUAUAUUUAACGACUAUAAAAGAACAUUUUGACAGUGAAAAUUAUUUAGGAUCAUCUCAAAAAGUGAAUUAGUAUUCUAGGAACAUUAAACUUAAGGUUCAAUUAUCCAAUCAUCAAUUUUAUCAAAGACAUUCAUUUUAUAAAACAUGUCACA
Messenger RNA from Spodoptera exigua (beet armyworm), 3686 nucleotides. Lineage: Eukaryota; Metazoa; Arthropoda; Insecta; Lepidoptera; Noctuidae. The record is from the annotation of a GenBank genome assembly.